Messenger RNA from Heterostelium album PN500, 1917 nucleotides. RefSeq lists its product as uncharacterized. The record is from RefSeq and is a predicted model, not a curated record. Lineage: Eukaryota; Evosea; Eumycetozoa; Acytosteliales; Acytosteliaceae. The coding region runs from base 1 to 1917 and encodes 638 amino acids. The transcript is spliced from 6 exons.
AUGCCUGCAAAUAGUGAAGAAGCUAAAUUAAGAAAAAAGCAAAAUAGAAGUGAAAAGGAGAAGAAUAGAACACAAUUUUUCAAAGAAUGGAACAGCACAGGACCAACAUUAACAAAGCAAUCAGCAACAUUAGAGAAUAUAUUAGACCAAUUAAUAUCAAAGACUUCACAGGAUUCUCAAAACUCAAUCAGUUCAUUAGCGAACUAUCCAGAUGCAUCACCGAAAGAGAGAUACGCAACUGUACAAUCAAAUAGAAGAGAACUCGACAAUGAUAGACAAUCUAUUGAUAGCGAAAGACGAGAGAUUGAAAGAGAGAGACGAGAGAUUGAAAGAGAUGAGGCACUGCUGAAAGAGAGAGAAGAGCGCUUGAAAAAGAUUUUGAAAGAGAGAGAAGAGAGCUUGAAAAAGAUUUUGAAAGAGAGAGAAGAGGAUUUGAAGCAGAGGAAGAAGCUAUUAAAUCUGAAAGAGAAGCAGUUAAACGAGAGAGAACAAGCAAAUUCAGAGAGCCAAGUCAAUAUCAGCAGAAGAAAUCAACUACAAGAAAGAAGAGAAACAAUUCAUAGGAAUGCCAACAACACUGGAGAUAGGUCCAAUUUUGGCGGAAAAAUUGAAAUCAACUUUGCAAGCGAUAUCGAAAAGAAGGACGUCACCAUUGGACAGCUUAUCCAAGCAAUUGUCGAUGCUCAAACUAGGACUCAGCAAAGCUUGGAAUUAUUUAGAAGAGGUCUUCAGCAAUCAAGAGAAAUCAUUGGUCAACUCGUUGAGUCGCUUAGAGGACUACCUUCAGCCACUGACUUUUUACAAACACUACCGCAUGACAAUCCAUAUCGUAGAUCUUUAAUGUAUUGGUGUAUUUCCAAUUUCAAACAUCACGAUCACCUCAAUAUUGUAAACAAAGAGAAUAUCAUCAAUAUCUUUUAUGUUUCGCAAACUACUGUUUAUCGAUUGAAUCCUGAAAAUACAAAUAUUAAUAACCUUCACCGUAUAUUGUAUACUCCAAACACAAAAAAAGUUCAUUUUACAGAGGAUCAAAUCGAUAAAUGGUACGAAGUAAUGGAUGGAGUAUUACCAUUUCUUAGUGGGAGAGACUUUAGAUUACAAGCGAUGACAAACGAAGCUUUUUAUCAAAAAGUAAGGGAUGAAUGUGCAAGGAUUGGAAUUCCACCACCAUCUGAAAACUACAUGUACACACGUUUUUUGAGAGAGGAGCUAAUUCAUCACACCAAAUACGAUGCAGUAUGCAAGGACUGUGCAGAGUUGAAAAAGCUGGAGACAAUAGUGAACACGAGACGAAAUGGGGUAGCUUAUCCAGCAGACAGUGAAAAAGGCAAGAAAAUGGCAAAACUGAAACUUCAUCAAACCAUUGCAGUGGUCCAAAGACAAUUAUACAGUCAACAAAAGGUUGAUGUAAUCAAUGAUCUUGAUGGUACUAGUGCAAUUAUUCUAAUGGAUUUUUCACAGCUCUCACAUCAACAAUCUUUAAGACAAGCACUGAUAAUCAGUGUUUAUUGUCACAAAGAUAACGCAAGUUAUUUCAACUAUGUCUCCUACGUAGCUCCAACAACGACCACCAAGAAUGAUCCAGCCUUUGUUAAGAUCUCCACUUUCCAAAGAGAUACUGACAUUCCUUUGUAUACAGUCGAUCAAGUAAUAGAAUUAAUCCGAACCAUGAGAAACCACUAUGCUGAAGUUGCCUGUCCAACCCACAAAGUUCCUAAAUCCCCGACUACCAUGAAAAAUAUCUCCAAAUGUCAUCGAUUUAUAUUCGAUGUAGCGAAUAAUCGCAUCAUUGCAUACGAAUACAGUGGUAAACAGGGACCUCCAUUGAUGUUUGUUGCCAACAACGACUUUAUUCAAAAGGUUGUUGAUGAUGACCCUCGUUUGAAUGAUGAAUUGGAUUAUCUCCUCGAGGCUUAA